Cololabis saira (Pacific saury) is the source of this 1195-nucleotide messenger RNA. RefSeq names its product PTTG1 interacting protein a (gene pttg1ipa). Gene Ontology annotation, biological process: protein import into nucleus. NCBI's taxonomy places the organism in Eukaryota, Metazoa, Chordata, Actinopteri, Beloniformes, Belonidae. Gene Ontology annotation, cellular component: cytoplasm; nucleus. The record is from RefSeq and is a predicted model, not a curated record. Bases 162 to 668 code for a protein of 168 amino acids. The transcript has 7 exons.
CUUAGUUUAGUUCCUUCUCGGCAGGUUGGUUUUUCCAGUUUCUGCCGUCGACCAAAACAUUGCCCUCGGAGGGCUCUCUCUCGCCUCUGUCAAGACUCCUGAAACAUAAAGAGUCGGAUAAAAACCCGGGAAUACUUAGCUCCGUGGAAGUGGAGAGAGAGAUGGAUGUGCGGACGCUGCUGGCCGCGGCUCUGCCCGCGGCUCUGCUGGUGCUCGGCCUGGCCACGGCGGCUGCUCAGGACUCAGGGCAAGAGUGCGAGAAGAUAAAUGCGACAAACUGUGACGAGUGUCUGAAAAAUGUCUCGUGCUUGUGGUGCAUCACAACAAAGAAGUGUGUUACCUAUCCGGUGAAGACCAUCCUUCCACCACACGCACUCUGUCCCCUGAAUGACGCGCGCUGGGGCCUCUGCUGGAUGAACUUCCAGACCUUGAUAAUCACCUUGGCAGUGGUUGGUGGGGUUCUCAUCAUCGCCUUCUUUGUCUGUCUGUUCUGCUGCUGCAAGUGUGAGAAUUUUGGAUCCAAGAGAUUUGAGGCCAAGAUGCAGAGGCAGGAAGACAAAUUGAAAACCAAGCAGGAUGAAAGGAGGACAGAGAUGAAGCAGAGACAUCAGGAAAUAAGACAGAAAUAUGGUCUAGGAGGGCAAAAUCCAUACUCCAGAUUUGCAUGAGAUCAACGCAUGUAGAUUUUACACUCAAUCCACAGCCCUUAGUUUUGGAGAAUGGGUAACCUUAAAACUUCUGUAUAGCGAACCUCAAGCAUUAUUCAGCAAAUGAACAGGUCUAUUAAAAUAAUGCUGCGUUUUAGUGAUCAAAGAUGCUGUAAUCUAGAGUUGGCACAUGUAACUGCAGUGUGCUUCAUCACUACAGCAGUCUCUUCUGCAGCUCCUGCACCGUCAACAUACUUAUUUAUUAAUCUUCAGCUUGAUUCUGAAGGAUGGAUAGAUGUUUAGUUCUCAACAUCUUUCUUUCCCUGUUUUUGCUUAAGAAAAUAUCCUGCACCUGUACAUUUUCAGAUAUUACUGAUUUUAAUAUUUUCCUAUAGAUUUUAUGCUUUUAUUUUGUACUUUAGAUUACUCUCAUUUAAGAUUUCUAGGCCACGUGUAUUGUGCUCACGUGAAGGUUUUAUCCCCUAUGAAUAAAUUAUCAUGAACUUCAGCUGAUGUAAGUCUAAUUCUAAUAAAAACUUUAAGACUGA